Hippoglossus stenolepis (Pacific halibut) is the source of this 2351-nucleotide messenger RNA. It is a transcript of the gene tub, whose product is annotated as TUB bipartite transcription factor. Gene Ontology annotation, cellular component: cilium. The coding region runs from base 619 to 2109 and encodes 496 amino acids. NCBI's taxonomy places the organism in Eukaryota, Metazoa, Chordata, Actinopteri, Pleuronectiformes, Pleuronectidae. The transcript has 12 exons. The record is from RefSeq and is a predicted model, not a curated record. Gene Ontology annotation, biological process: protein localization to cilium.
GUAGAGAAAGGGGGGGUGGCAAUGAACAGAAAUAGCAUAGAAGGAAUAUCAAAGAGGCAAGACAAAGGGGAUUCUCUAUAACCUUUUUCCUUUUUUUUUUGCUUGAAGCUUCGCUCUCACUGCCGCUGUAUAGGUGAUGCUGCAAGAGAGAUAAUGAGAGAUAGAUUGGACUAAGAGGUAGAGAGCGAGAUUUGGACGGAGGAGACGGAGGGGAGGGGGGAUUUAAAGGGCAAGAAACGGAGGGAGAUUUAGAUAGAGCCCCUACAGAGCCAGCGCAGAGCAGGAGCAGAGGCGGUGGAUGGGAGAAGAGGAGAGGAGAGAGGAGCGUACACAUGGAAGAGAGGAGAACGGCUGUUUCAUGUGCUCGGCGUGCAUGACGGAGGAGUGCGGCGGUCUGUCUGGAUUGUUGGGCAUCUCCGGCCCCACAGCUACAGAGGACAUACACGAAGAAACACAGGCAGGCUGGGGGGGAUUUAGGGCUGUGUGCAGAGGAUGAGCAGGCGAUGUGGGCUCUCUGGCUGUGAUCGCUGUCCUCAGACCCCCGUAUAGCUUCUCACACUGGUGCUGUUGCAGGCCAUUAGCCUCGCAGUUAAGGCAACAGUGAGUGAUUGAUACAGAAUGAGCUCCAAGCACUCCUCCGACUGGAUUCCCUACAGCACUUUAGACGAUGAGGGCACCAACCUCCGGCAGCAGAAACUGGACAGACAGCGGGCGCUCCUGGAACAGAAGCAGAAGAAGAAGAGGCAGGAGCCUCUGAUGGUCCAGUCCAACGUGGACGGGAGGUCUCGCGCUCGCCGCACCAAACAGAGCGAGGAGCAGGCUCCGCUGGUGGAGUCCUACCUCAGCAGCAACAGCAGCACCAUCUACCAUGUGCAAGAGGCUGAACAGGAGGAGGUGAAGGUGAUGGCAGACGCGCAGCCGCCUCGCUCGGCCAAAAAAGGCAAGGCAUCGGCCAGCUCCACUCCGCAGACAGGCAGCGACAAGAAGGAGAGAAAGGGAAAGCACAAAGCAAUCGAUGGCCUGGCGUCCCAGAUGGACGACGCUCAGGUCCAGAUCCUGACAGUGGGUCACUCCGCUGCAGAGGACACUGACGGAGAGCCCGUCAUGAGCUGCACUCAGUCGCAGAGUAAACAGGACCUGCGCGUCACGAUGCUCAAGAAAGGUAUAUCCAGCAGUAUGAAUUUCGAUGAAGAGGAGGACGAUGAAGAUGAAAUCAGCUCCAGUUCCUCGCAGCUCAACAGCAACACCAGACCAGGCUCUGCCACCAGCAGGAAGUCGUGCAAGGAGGUGGCCUCAGCACCCACUCCUCCCGUCAACGAGCCCCCCAUCGAUGUCGACGACCUUGAGGAGUUUUCUCUGCGACCUGCACCCCAGGGAGUCCGAGUGAAGUGCAGAAUCACCAGAGACAAGAAGGGCAUGGACAGAGGCAUGUAUCCCACCUACUACCUGCAUCUGGAGAGGGAGGACGGCAAGAAGGUGUUCCUUUUAGCUGGCCGGAAGAGAAAAAAGAGUAAGACGUCUAAUUACCUCAUCUCCAUCGACCCCACUGAUCUGUCCAGAGGUGGAGAGAGCUUCAUCGGUAAACUGAGGUCUAACCUCAUGGGAACCAAGUUCACCGUAUAUGACAGCGGUCUGAACCCGAUGAAGAGCACCACCAGUCUGGAAGCGAGUAAUCUGCGUCAAGAACUCGCAGCCAUUUGCUAUGAAACCAAUGUCUUAGGAUUCAAAGGACCUCGCAAAAUGAGCGUCAUCAUUCCUGGAAUGAACAUGGACCAUGAGAGAGUUUCUAUUCGCCCACGAAAUGACCACGAGUCCCUGCUGGCCAGGUGGCAGAACAAGAACACGGAGAGCGUGAUUGAACUCCACAACAAGACGCCCGUGUGGAACGACGACACACAAUCCUACGUGCUCAACUUCCAUGGCAGAGUCACUCAGGCCUCGGUCAAGAAUUUCCAAAUCAUUCACGACAAUGACCCCGACUAUAUUGUGAUGCAGUUUGGCCGCGUGGCAGAAGACGUCUUCACCAUGGACUAUAACUACCCCAUGUGUGCCCUGCAAGCCUUUGCCAUCGCCCUCUCCAGCUUCGACAGCAAGUUAGCCUGUGAAUAGAUCCCCGCCUGACGUUCGGAGGAGAACUGCUCCAUCUGUGCUCUAAACAAGGGCUGUUAAUGUUUCCCUGGGCUGGGAGCGGAUCCCUGAGAUCUUCAGACCACCCCAGUCCGUUGGAAGUCCUGCAUUUCCCAAAAUGCUCCACGGGACUCAAGUUGUGUGUGUGUGUGUGUGUGUGUGUGUGUGUGUGUGUGUGUGUGUGUGUGUGUGUGUGUGUGUGUGUGUGUGUGUGUGUGUGUGUG